This is a messenger RNA of Colletotrichum lupini, 1008 nucleotides long. RefSeq lists its product as uncharacterized. Bases 1 to 1008 code for a protein of 335 amino acids. The record is from RefSeq and is a predicted model, not a curated record. NCBI's taxonomy places the organism in Eukaryota, Fungi, Ascomycota, Sordariomycetes, Glomerellales, Glomerellaceae. The transcript has 2 exons.
AUGAACGAUGCCACAGCCCUUUCACAACCAGGCGACUACGGCCCCGAACACCCCAUCAAGCCGGCUGCAAUGUCGUCACGAUGCUCCUGCGCGCGGCUGACGCGCCUCCCGACAACGAUCGUCCCCAGACAAGCCACCCUCAACCUCACACGACCCUUCUCCUCCACGACGGCCCAGCUCAAGGUGCCCCCCCAACACCCAGACUGGAUCAAGGUCCCGACGCCGCCCCAAUCCCAGGCCUCUGAGGAGAAGCCCCCCAUCGUAAAGGGCACCCUUCCCACGCCCCGCGACGUCUUCCCAGCAAAGGAAAACGACCGCAAAGUCCAGCCCUCGUACCUUCUCGAGACCGCACCCGCGCCCACCAGCGCCUCGUCCACGAAGCCCGCCCCUCCCGGCUCCCGCCUCGAGCACCGCCGCCGCAUGGCCGAGUCCCGCCGCGAAAACCUCGGCAUCGCCCUUCAGGGGCUCUACCAGCGCAAGCAGGAGGGCGUCGAGACCGUCACCGCCGAGAGACAGCGCCGCCUCCGCGACCACCAACGCGCCGCCGUCGCCCCCGAGCGCGCAGACGACCGCCUCACCCGCGGCUCCGUUCUCUCCUCCCUUGCCGAGUCUGCCUCUGUCGCACCCAACAAGGACCGCUACGACCAGGCCAACGCUAGCAAGGCGCGGACGGCCAGGCUCGCCGCCAAGAAGAGCGAGGCGAGACAGGAUGCCCUCAUGGAGCUGUACAUCAACGCCUCCAAGUUCAUCGUCACCGAGGAGGAGCUGGGCAAGCACCUGGACCAGCUCUUCUCCGAGGACUUCUGGAAGCGCCAGGGCAAGUCCAUGGCCCACGACGCCGACAACGCCUGGGACGUCUGGGGACAGCCGCCGACGGUGCAGUCCAUGCUGGACGACAUGCUGAGAACGCAGCAGCGGGCCAUCGACUUCCAGACGAGCGACCAGGACAGGACCGUCAAGAGGCAGAAGUCGAUUGCCGAGGAGCUGACGGGCGGCAAGAUGGAGUAA